Messenger RNA from Neltuma alba, 1068 nucleotides. Its product is annotated as adenosylhomocysteinase-like. Gene Ontology annotation, molecular function: adenosylhomocysteinase activity. Gene Ontology annotation, biological process: L-methionine cycle. The transcript has 2 exons. Lineage: Eukaryota; Viridiplantae; Streptophyta; Magnoliopsida; Fabales; Fabaceae. Bases 1 to 1068 code for a protein of 355 amino acids. The record is from RefSeq and is a predicted model, not a curated record. Gene Ontology annotation, cellular component: cytosol.
AUGGUACUGGCUACUGAGAAAACCAAGCUCCUCUCUCUGGCCGACUUCAGCCGCCUCCUGGCCCAGGACAUAGAGGUCGACAUGUCGGGCCUCAUGGCAUGCAGUGAUGAGUUCGUCUUGUUAGUGCCUCUCAGAGGCCCUAAAAUUGCCGUUUUCUCCGCCGAGACCACUCGGAACGAUGUCAUCAGCACAGCACUAACUGAUAUGGGAGCCGAAGUUCGCAGGUGCUUCCGCAACAUCUCCCCCGCCUCCGCUCCGGAGGGGAAGACUCUUGAGGAGUACUGGCGGGGUAUCGACCGCGCGCUUGAUUGUGGCCCCGAUCUGAUAGUUGACGACUGCGGUGACGCAACACUCUUGAUCCAUGAGGGUGUGAAAGCUGAAAAGAUUUAUGCCAGGACUGGUCAGUUGCCAAACCCCUCUCUCGCCGAUACUGCCGAGUUCCAGAUUGUUCUCACCAUUAUCAGGGAUGGGCUGAACUCUGAUUCCACGAGGUACCGCAACAUGAAGGACAGGCUCGUUGGUGUCACUGUGGAGACCACCGCUGGUAUUGACAGGCUUAACCGGCUGCAAGCUAAUGGAGCUCUGUUGUUUCCUGCCAUUAAUGUCAACCACUGUUUCACCAAGAGCAUGUUCAGUGAGUCGACCGAUUUCCUCUACGCUCUUUUUAAUGGCAUAAGGGAAGCUACCAACAGGAUGAUUCCGGUGACACAAGCCGUUGUGUGUGGAUACGAAGAUGCCAGCGAGGGAUAUGCUAUUGCACUAAAGCAGGCUGGCGCUAAAGUGGCUGUGCUCGAGGUUGAUCCCAACCUCGCUACUCAAGCUGUCCUCCGAGGUUUCUCAGUGGUCAAGACCCUUGACGAUGUUGUUUCUAAAGCUGACGUACUGGUCAUCUCCUGCAACAACAUGAACAAUAUCGCUGCGGUUAAGCUGCACUUAAAGAAGAUGAAGAACGACGCCAUUAUUUACGAUGUGGAUUCAAUAUUAUCGGACCAUAGUAACAACGCCCUAUGCUGGACACAAGCACAUCUAAAGGGUCAAUUCUCACGCCGACAAAUGGGUCUUUCCUGA